Molecule: messenger RNA, 625 nt
Organism: Impatiens glandulifera
Lineage: Eukaryota; Viridiplantae; Streptophyta; Magnoliopsida; Ericales; Balsaminaceae
Product: small RNA-binding protein 11, chloroplastic-like
Exons: 4
Coding region: 43-486 (147 amino acids)
Molecular function (GO): RNA binding
Source: RefSeq, a predicted model, not a curated record
UAUUUAUCACAAAAUCGUCUGUGCUUCCAACUUCAGAGGAUCAUGGCGGCUUUACGAAGAGUGACGAGUUCUCUCCUUGCACAGUCAAACCCUAGGUUCUCACCGUGUUCUUCCCUCAAGACUACCCCUUCACUUCUUAUUACUCGCAGAGGCAUAGCUUCCAAGCUUUACGUAGGCGGAUUGUCAUUUUCCACAACAGAAAAGGGUUUGUUGGAAACUUUUUCUCAAUAUGGUCAAGUUGUAGAAGCUGUAGUUGUGACAGAUAAAAUUACAGCCAGGUCGAAAGGUUUUGGCUUUGUUACCUUUGCAUCUGCAGAUGAAGCUGAGAAGGCCGUAACUGAAAUGGACGGAAAGCCCUUAAACGGCCGUGUUGUUGCUGUUGAUUACGCAAGACCCAUAACUUACUCAACCGGAGGAGUUCCGAUAGCUAGAGGCCCACCUGAGGGAAAACAGGUUGACAAUUCUAAUGAUUAUUUUAGCUUAUGAGAAAAAGAGGAGGCAACCCAGCAGAUUUUGUGUACGUCUUUAUAAAUAGCAUUUUGUUUUCAGAUUUGGAAUGAAGAAUGAUCUGUUUUUUGAAUUUUGAUUUUUUUUUCUGUAUAAACUUGGAGCUUGGUUUAUGUGA